AGGGCCGGACGUGACGUAGGUAGAGUUCCGGCUUCGGCCUCCGCCGCUGCCUCCGCUACUACAGCCUUCGGCGCUCCUGCCGCUACUGCAACCGCGGCUUGGUAUUCCUAAAAUGGCGCCGCUAGAUCUGGACAAGUAUGUGGAGAUAGCGCGGCUGUGCAAGUACCUGCCGGAAAACGACCUGAAGCGGCUGUGUGACUAUGUUUGUGAUCUUCUCUUGGAGGAAUCCAAUGUUCAGCCAGUGUCAACCCCAGUGACAGUAUGUGGGGACAUACAUGGACAGUUUUAUGACCUUUGUGAACUAUUCAGAACUGGAGGUCAGGUUCCUGACACAAACUACAUAUUUAUGGGUGAUUUUGUAGACAGAGGUUACUAUAGUUUGGAGACCUUCACAUAUCUUCUUGCCCUAAAGGCUAAAUGGCCUGACCGUAUUACACUUUUACGAGGAAAUCAUGAAAGUAGACAAAUAACACAGGUGUAUGGAUUUUAUGAUGAGUGCCAAACCAAAUAUGGAAAUGCUAAUGCUUGGAGAUACUGUACCAAAGUUUUUGAUAUGCUCACUGUAGCAGCUUUAAUAGAUGAGCAGAUUUUGUGUGUUCAUGGUGGUUUAUCUCCUGAUAUCAAAACACUGGAUCAAAUUCGAACCAUUGAACGGAACCAAGAAAUUCCUCAUAAAGGAGCAUUUUGUGACCUGGUUUGGUCAGAUCCUGAAGAUGUGGAUACUUGGGCAAUCAGUCCUCGAGGAGCUGGUUGGCUUUUUGGAGCAAAGGUCACAAAUGAGUUUGUUCAUAUCAACAAUUUGAAACUCAUCUGCAGAGCACAUCAGCUUGUGCAUGAAGGCUAUAAGUUUAUGUUUGAUGAGAAGCUGGUCACAGUAUGGUCUGCUCCUAACUACUGCUAUCGUUGUGGAAAUAUUGCUUCCAUCAUGGUCUUCAAAGAUGUGAAUACAAGAGAACCAAAGUUAUUCCGGGCAGUUCCAGAUUCAGAACGUGUUAUUCCUCCAAGAACGACGACGCCGUAUUUCCUUUGAGGCCUUCGCCCAUCCUGCUGACCCAUUUUUCUGCCCUCUUCUUAUCCCAACUUUCUUGUACCCUCUAUGAUAUACUUUUUAUUGAGCACUUUGCUGCUGAAAUGCUGCCUCUUGCCUUUUUUUUUUAAUUUUUAAAUUAUCUAAAUUUAUUGUUUGUCAUGGUGUCUAUAGCAAUGUUUUUCUAUCAGUUUCCUUCCCUAUCCCAUCCCCACCUUGGACUCAUUUGAGAAGACUUGAGAAAUGUCUUAAUAUUCACACUGCUGCAUGUAGCUCUUAUUUACUGGUCUGGGGAAACAGAAUGUGUUUCCUUUUUAAAAAAAGCCAAUUGAAAUUUACACCAAAAUACUCUUCCUUUUGUAUCAUUCAGCCUUUUGUUUUAGUUUGGUAUGUUUUAAGAAAUUUCAGCAGCAAAGUUGUUAUUCUGUGGGCACGAUGGACUAGAGAUGCCUGAGUUAUGUAUACCUGUCCCAGCUGUAAACUUCAUUGUCCUUUGUUGGAUGAUAUUUUAAAAGGAUAUAAAAUAAAUUGGUCUAAAGGGCUGCCCUCCUUGUUGUGUUUUUAAAUUUAGUUAAAAACUGCUACAGCUUAUGACUUUGUACAUUAUGAAAAUUGUAUUGAUCUUUUUUCAGAUUCCUUGUAUUUUUUAAUAAAAUAAUCUUAAAACCCAGAUAGGUUAAGUGUUAGAACUUUUAAACAGCUUACAUUGUUAUCUUAAAGUUACUCUUUUUUCUUUUUCUUUCCUAAUCAGCAUUCUGGACCCUUUCGUUCUUGAGUUUAUUGUUUUUCCUUUAUUGAGUUUAAAACUUUAAUUGAAAUCCAAUAGUAUUUAUUUUUAAAAAAAAUUACAGAACUGUGCCUAAAGAACGUAACUGCCAUAUUAAUGUUUUGGUUUAUAUCCUCUGUAGUAAUAGAAAAAAAUAUUUAAUACUUAAAAUGCUAAUUGUUCAUUUGAUACCAGUUGAGUAGAAUGUGAUUGAUCCAGUUUACAAUCGAUAUCAUGAAUAUCACUAAGUAAAAAUAUAUGUACUUUUCAAUAGGAGUCAUUCUUUUCUUGCUGUAACACUUGACCUUAACUUUUAGGAAGUGUUCAUUUUUUAGCUGCAACUGGAAAGGUUGAAAAGCCAGGACUUGUAUUUGUGAACUAUAAUCUGAAGCAGAUUAUUUAAAGCAUAGAACGAAACAGACUUCUUUUUUUGUAAAAGUCUGUGAUACCCUACUUUAGUUUUGUGUAAUUCAAAUAUCCAAAGGGUUGUGAUGAUCAGUUCUUGAUAUGCAAUUGUCCACUUUAAUAAGGACAAGUGUUCCAGUAUCUCUUAUGGCUGUGUUCAUAAAUGAUGUUGGAGUGUAUCAUUUUGUGAAAUAGUUGGUGUCCCUUUACAAGUAUGAUUAAUUUUUGUCAUCCCAGGAAAUCCAUGUAAAGCCAGCCAGUUAAUAAAGCACUUUAGCAUUUCUUCAGGUAGUUUUGAAAACCAACUUUUCCCCUUCAGGAUAAAAAUUUCCAGGUUACCUAAAAAUGCAAUAAAAAUCUUUAUAGUAUAAGCUUCUUGGCACAUAAUUUUUCAUCAGGGUUUUCUUUUACUGAAUGAGCACAAUACUGUUUUGAUUUUAUUUUUCCCCAAUCACUCAGCUUCUUGUACAGCUUUUAAUUGUAUAGCUAUGUGAAAGAAGCAGCUGAAAUACUUGCUGCACACACUUGAACUAAUGUUGGUUCUGUAGCUCUGUGUUAUUGCCCUGACCCCAGGGUAAUUCAGGUGGGAAGAUACUUUUAUCUCACAGGGAUAUAUAGCUAUGUAUCUUUUAUUUUAUUUUAUUUUAUCUUUUUGAGACAGGGUCUCGCUGUGCAAUUCAGCUGGCCUUGAGCUCACUUUGUAGCCUAGGCUGGUCUCGAACUCGCAACGAUCCUCCUGCCUCAGCCUCCCAAGUGCUGGGAUUACAGGCAUGAAACACCACACCCGGCAUGUAACUAUGUAUCUUACUACUUGUGAAACACUGGAAACUAAUGACGCAGCCAACUUGGUGUGGUCGUGGAACAGCUUUUUGCAGUAUUUGUUUUUCUAUUACUAUAAAUUGUAUUUUAAGUGCUUGCUCUUCAUUACUUUUGAGUAGUACCAAUAAACCAGUAACCCUGAGGCCUCUCUUUCCAUUUGAUACUCCUUUGCUUAGGUUAAUAGAGUGUUUUCAUUCUCCUUACAAUGUGACUUUUUUUUUUAAAGUUAUAUCAGACUGCAUUUGUUUGUCACUAAGUGGGCAUGUGCCAAUAAUCUGUCCAUUCCUUACUGCCAUCUCUGUUUCGGUUGAUUUCUCUCCAACUGAAUAAUGGCUUUUUGCAUGGGAAGAAAAUAGUUUUUACUAGUAGACAUAUAAAGGGAAGAGAGAGAGAAUGUAUUGGACUUUGUAAGCUUAAAAGGAAUAUUUGGAUCCCUGUAACAAAUAAGGGCUAUGUAUUAUAUAGAGUGAUCAUGUGUUGGGACAUACUUGCAAGUCAUAGAUUUGUAGGCAGGAGGAUCUGUUAAUCCCUAUAUCUAGGCUGAAUGUAAAUUCUCACGUUGUAUUAAUGGGGGUAAGAAGUAUUUUUAUUUGCCUAUGAUACACUUGGUUUCUAAUGAAGUAUCCUAGGCUGUAGUGAGGACUGUCUACUUUGAAUUGCCAUUUACUCCCUUUCCUUACUUGGCUGAAUUGCUCUUGGCUAGCUUUUGUAGGUUACUGUAUCGCCUUGACAGAAUUACACUUCUCUAAAUGUGGUCAUUGCGUGUGAUCCUGCCAAGCCUGGAUCAAGAGUGCAUCUAAUAUGCAACCUGCGCCAAUCAGCUCCUAUUCCAUCUGGAUGUCUAGAACUGUUGGAAGAUUUUGACGUCUUAAACCUUGAGUUUUUCUUUUGAAGUAAGGUUCAAAAUAUUGUUUAUUGCAUUGAGAUGUGUGUGUGUGUGCGUUUUGUUUUGUAAACCCAGCACCAGGUUUUGGAAAAUGCCUAUAUUGUGAAAGUAAAUCAGGACUCUUUCUGAGCCUCUGUCAUUGUUGGAAAUAGAUUCGCUUUCUGUCAGCUUCCAGAAAACUGUCAAAGAGAUUUAACAGCAAGAAUCCAGAUUUUUAAAUGUAAUUGUUUUUUAAAUGCUAAUGUUUGUAAAGCACCUUCAGUUCUUUGGAUGAAAGGUGCUAUAUUCCCUCUGUAAAUUAAUAAAAAGAUUAUAGGAAGUUUGUCAAAAAUAAUUUUAUCUAAUGCAUAGUCUGUAGCACGUCCUGACAAGAAGUUAGCAUUUUGUAAAACAAAGAUUAAAAAAUGCUUAUUCCUUCACGUGGUUGCUUGACUGAUAAACAAAAGUGAAACUCUAUUUUUGUUAUGCAUUUGACUCUGGGCCGAGUAUUCCAGUUCCAUAAAAGCAACAGCUAUUGACCUGGGCUCUGCGCCCAGAACCCUGCUUUGUGAGAUCAUCACAACUCAUUCAGUGGUGUAUGUACAGUGCGUAGUAAUGCUGAUGAAUCAUAUAGUAAUAAAAAGUGAAAAAGAAACA
Molecule: messenger RNA, 4539 nt
Organism: Cavia porcellus (domestic guinea pig)
Lineage: Eukaryota; Metazoa; Chordata; Mammalia; Rodentia; Caviidae
Gene: Ppp6c
Product: protein phosphatase 6 catalytic subunit
Exons: 7
Coding region: 113-1030 (305 amino acids)
Biological process (GO): G1/S transition of mitotic cell cycle
Cellular component (GO): cytoplasm
Molecular function (GO): protein serine/threonine phosphatase activity
Source: RefSeq, a predicted model, not a curated record